Manduca sexta (tobacco hornworm) is the source of this 1095-nucleotide messenger RNA. RefSeq lists its product as uncharacterized. The transcript has a single exon. The coding region runs from base 1 to 1095 and encodes 364 amino acids. The record is from RefSeq and is a predicted model, not a curated record. Lineage: Eukaryota; Metazoa; Arthropoda; Insecta; Lepidoptera; Sphingidae. Gene Ontology annotation, molecular function: nucleic acid binding.
AUGUCGUGGGACGAACGGGUGCCAGAGGAAGACGGCAAGCUGUUCGCGACGUGGUUGUCGCAACUGUCGGCGAUCGGUCAGUUGCGCAUUCCCCGACAUUAUGGACCGACGAGCCACGAGCGACGCAUCGAGCUCCACGUUAUGUGCGACGCCAGCGAGCAGGCCUACGCAGCGGUGGCGUAUUGGCGGAUGGUCGGCCAAGAGAACGUUACACUCUCUUUGGUGGCCGCCAAGGCGAAGGUGGCACCGCGACGGACGCAAACGAUACCCCGCCUCGAGCUCCAAGCGGCGGUAAUAGGGGCGCGGCUCGCUGACGCAGUGAAGAAGGAGCAUCGCAUCGUGGCGGAGAGAACUAUAUAUUGGACUGACUCCACAACAGUCAUCCACUGGAUCCGGAACGACGAGCGACGGUACACACCCUUCGUCGCGCAUCGCCUGCGGGAGAUCGCCGAGCUCACCGACAAAAGUGAGUGGCGAUGGCUACCCACGACGCACAACGUCGCCGAUGAAGCCACUCGACUUCGGAGCGACGUCGUGAGUGAAGACAGCCGGUGGUUCCGGGGACCUGAUUUCCUCCUCGAGCCCGAACAAUCAUGGCCCACGAGAGACGGAAGUCAGGACGACGAAGCAGAGGUCCUGCACACCACAGAGAGCCGUGAAAAGGAACGCUGGCUGCCCGACCCGACCCGCUUCUCUAAGUAUGAAACGUUGGUGCGAGCCACGGCGAGAGUCUUGGCGUUCGCGGACAUCGCGCGGCGCAAGACACUACAUCUGGAAGUGGGACACCUGAAGCGGGCGGAGUUACUACUAAUGCAACAGGCGCAAAGGGAGAGCUUCGGGGAAGAGCUGCAACGCUUGAAGUCUUCCCAGCCGGUUCAGAGGACGAGUCGGCUAUUCAAGUUGGACCCGGUGAUAGAAGAUGGCGUGCUGCGAGUCCGGGGACGCAUCGGAGCAGCCGCAGUCCCGGAUGAUGCCAAACGACCGGUCAUCUUGGACGGCCGACACCCCGUCACGAAGCUCAUCGUGCUGCAAGAGCACUGUGCCGCAGGUCACGCAAAUAGGGAGCGCGUGACCAACGACCUGCGGCAAAAAUAG